Fusarium mangiferae is the source of this 408-nucleotide messenger RNA. RefSeq lists its product as uncharacterized. Lineage: Eukaryota; Fungi; Ascomycota; Sordariomycetes; Hypocreales; Nectriaceae. The record is from RefSeq and is a predicted model, not a curated record. The coding region runs from base 1 to 408 and encodes 135 amino acids. The transcript is spliced from 2 exons.
AUGUCACCGGGUCGUCGCGACAUUGAGUUCCCCACUGUGGACGGACUAACCCUUAGGGGCUGGUUCUACACCGCCAAUGGAGACGGAAAGCAACCAUGUAUUAUCAUGGCUAAUGGAUUGGCGGGUUUGAAGGAGCAGUUCUGCCCCAACUUUGCCCAGCGGUUCCAAGCUGCUGGCUACGGAGUCUUGCUCUUUGACCACCGCAACUGGGGUGCAAGCGACGGUCUCCCCCGGAACGAGACAAACCCCAUUCAGACUGCUCGCGACUACUCAGAUGCCUUUGACUAUGUUGCCUUGUUAGAUGAGGUCGAUGCCUCCAGGAUUGUCUACUGGGGCACUAGCAUGUGCGGUGGUUCCGUUCUACACGCUGCGGCAUUCGACAAACGAAUUCGAGCCGUGAUUUCAUAG